Messenger RNA from Prinia subflava (tawny-flanked prinia), 8366 nucleotides. RefSeq names its product syntabulin (gene SYBU). The record is from RefSeq and is a predicted model, not a curated record. Bases 139 to 2103 code for a protein of 654 amino acids. NCBI's taxonomy places the organism in Eukaryota, Metazoa, Chordata, Aves, Passeriformes, Cisticolidae. Gene Ontology annotation, biological process: synapse maturation; axonal transport of mitochondrion. Gene Ontology annotation, cellular component: cytoplasmic microtubule. The transcript is spliced from 7 exons.
UCGGGGCGGGGAGCGGCGGGGCCGGCGGGCAACGCCACCCCCAGCGCCGCAGCGGCAGCGACGGCGGCAGCGCAGCCCAGCGCAUCCCUCUCGCCCAUGCCAGGUGCCUGCUGCCGCCUGCGCCGCGACUGAGCAGCGAUGGGGCCUCUGCGGGAGAGCGGCAAGGAGCAGAGGACGCAGCUGGAAAAGGAGGUGUCCCGCAGCCGCAUCCCCCGCCUGGUCCUUCGGCCGCAGCAGAAGGUAUCUCCCUCUUCCGAAUCGCCCUUUUCGGAAGAGGAAAGCCGGGAAUUCAACCCGCCCAGUUCUUCCGCGGGCUCCGGCAGGACUAUCAGCAGCAACAGCUUCUGCUCAGAUGACACUGGCUGUCCUAGUAGCCAGUCAGUAUCUCCAGUUAAGACUCCUGAUGCUGGAAACAGUCCAAUCAGUUUUUGCACUGGUAGCGAUGGAGACUUCCCCAGGAAGAAAUUCAGUGCAGGGUCAGUGAGUGAAGGGAAUACGCAGCUGGCUCGAUAUAAGAAGGAGACAAAGACAAGCCUUGUAAAGCCUGGCAGUGAAGCUGAUUUUAGCUCUUCAAGCAGCACGGGCAGUAUUUCAGCACCUGAAGUCCAUAUGUCGGCUGCUGGAAGCAAGAGAUCUUCUUUUUCUCGCAAUCGCGGUCCUUAUGGUCGGAAUAGUGGAUCCUUAUCCUACAAGUCUGGAGCCAGUCCACCUGCUUCACAUGGAAAGGAUGCUUCGUCAGCACUGUGCAAAAACCAUCUGAGUCCUGCUAACAUCCAUCAGAGUUACAGGGCUUCUUCAGCCAGCAGCAGCAACUCGGGCUCAUACAAAGGAAGCGACAGCAGUCCCGUGAUGAGGCGAUCAGGGAGAUACAAUUCUUGUAGUGACAAUCACACCGUUAAGCCACAAAAUCCAGAGCAGUAUUUGACUCCUCUGCAGCAGAAAGAAGUGGCAGUACGGCAUUUGAAAACCAAGCUGAAGGAAUCUGAGAGCAAACUUAAAGAAAGGGAAACAGAGAUAGAAGAGCUUAAAGCUCAGCUGGGACGGAUGAGGGAAGACUGGAUUGAAGAAGAAUGCAAUCGUGUGGAGGCAGAGCUGGCCUUAAAGGAAGCAAGAAGCGAAAUUAAACAACUUAAACAGGUUAUUGAAAGCAUGAAAAACAGCUUGGCUGAGAAAGACAAAAAAAUUCAGAAAUACUUCAUAGACAUAAACAUUCAAAACAAGAAACUGGAAUCUUUGCUGCAGAGCAUGGAGAUGGCUCAGAACCACUCUGUGAAGGAUGAGCAGUGCCUGGAGUACACGAGCGACUCAGAGGGGAAGCUGUUAGCAUUGUGUGCCACCCUGCCAGACAGCCCCAUCACAGAGGACCAGGGUCUGGAGGAGGUGGCAGACAGUGAUCUGCUUCUCAGUGAGGACAGAGCUAACGGGACUGACGCAUCUGGAGAGAGCUUGACCACCACAACCUCUGAGUUGAGUGAUCCAGCUCCCUUCAGUGCUGCUGUAAACAAAGAGAUGCUUGAAAUCAUUCUGGAUGGAAAGCUAACUUACUGCCAGGAGGAAGGAAAAAGCAACAUGACAGUGGAACAGGCCAUCCAGACUGACGUGGUGCCAUACAGCUUAGAUGUGGAGCAGCUUAUUCAAAACAUCUUCAGAGCUCAAGACACCUGCCCUCUAAGCCCACCUUCUUCACUGAAGGAAUUGGGUGAAUUUUCUCUUGAAAGCUUCAGUGAUUCUGGUAUCAUAGUGGACUUAACUCCAAGUGAUCCCAAUUCUGCCAUUCUUUUGUCUCCUAUGGAGUCUCCAUGCAGAAAGGUGGAGCACAGAGUUAAUGAAAACCGUUUCAUGAAAGAACUUGAUUUUACAGAAACUCACGAUGAUGAAGCCUUUGAGUAUGUUAAUACAGGAAUAAAGAGGAGAUACUGGAGCAGCAGUCUCCUCGGGGAUCUGCUGGCUGUAGCAGCCCCUGUUGUACCAACUAUUGUGUGGGCUUUGAGUACUCAGAGAGGAGGAACAGAUCCUAUUUACAAUAUUGGAGCAUUGCUUCGUGGUUGCUGCCUGGUGGCCCUGCACUCUUUACGCCGAACACCCUUCAGCAUCAAAACCUAAAGUCUGCUCUGUCCCUGGGCACCAACUGGCUGAGGCAGAGAGAAAGAGGGAUGAGAUAGAUCAUAAAAAGUUACUGUAUAUUCUGGUAGAGUCCAUAAUUUGCUUUUGACUAUUUGAUUUGCACUAUAAAUCAGUUCAAAACCAUGUUCCUUGUUUCAAAAUAAAAAAAAUAAGCUGAACCUCAUACUUCCACAAGAUGUUUUUAACAGUACUGCUGCUUACAGAAAUAGUCCUCCUGCUCACAGGCACCAUGGCCCUCCCUUUUGCUGGUGACUUUCUGGUGCCAGCACAUCUGCACAGUGAACAUAACCAGGGAAAUCAGGAAUAUGAGCCCAGUGCUCUUUCAUGUUCCACUGCUGAGCUAGGCUUCAGCUCAGUCACUCUCCCUGGAUGGUUCACUGAGCAAAUGUACAAGCACUUUGCACUGGCUCAAAGGCAGUGUGAGAUGCACAAGGGAACAAACGGCCAGAGAAGGGUGGGCUAUUUCUCUAGACAGCAUUAACCUUCCCUUAGGGUAUCACACCUGUGCUCCAGAAAGCAUGCUAGCGCUUUCCAUUUGUUGUCCCAAGUGUCAAUUCAAUUUAGAGGUAAAACCCGUAUUCCCCAGGCAGCUUCCAGCACAUUGUUCGUGCCUGUCUAAUGUAGUGCUCUUCUCAAUUGUGCAAUUGCUUGAGCAUUUCACUGGUCUUGUGCAUAUACAGGGACUGUAACCAAAAAUGUACAUUGUUGGGAGUCUUAACACUUGUUACAAUGAUAAGUAUAGGUGUGGAUACACUUCGACUCUUAAUGUUGUUUUAAAGUCUUCAUGUAUUGGAACCGAUAGUCUUUUGAGCCCUUUGAAAUACUAUGUAUAAAUGUAUUGUGUUUUAACUUAUUGUUUAUUUAAUUGCUUUAUUGUAAAUUACCUUUAUAAUCACAAGUUCAGUAAAGCAUGAUAGAAAUGUCAAACGUGUUAGUGUUUUACUGUAGAAAGGUAUAAAAAAAUACCCAAUUCCAGCUGAGCUGUCAGGUACAGGCCAAGCUAGGGGAGGUACAGUGUCGGGUACUGUUCCAGGAGAAUUAGAGUGAGAAAACCUGAGUACAGUUCCAAGUGUAAGCACUCACCAGGCUGAUUAGAGGCUCCAGCUGGGCUGCAGCUGCACCCACAACCUGCUUUGCUGCCUCACACUGCAUUCACAAAUGCAAGUGACCUAAUCUUUAACCCAAUGCAAUUAUCUGGAAACCACAAUCCCAGAACAAAAUCAGUCUUUUUGGCAUUUAGCCCAUCUGACAACUGUGAUCUCAGCGUGCAUGCACACUGUGACCAUCAAGACAUGAAUUCUGCAUGUCCAAAACCUGAGACCUGUGGAUAGAUCAGAGGACAGCAAUGCUAACCAACAGGCAAAACAGUGGGGUUUGUCUGGCUCCACGCAAGCUUUCAACACCACCUCUGGCCAUUUAAACCUCACUGGCCUCCUGUUUUCCCCUUCAGCAAAACAAGUGUAGUAUUUCCUUGUGUGACCCAGAGAAGAAGGGACCCAGGGAAGCCUGACAGUUCCAUGCAUUGCUCUGCAGCUUGUGGGAAGGAAGUUAUGAGUAAUCCACAAAGGAAUAUAAUUGACAAUGUGUGGGGAGCAUUUGCAACACUCCAGAGGGUGAUACUGAUGCUUACAGAGAUGAGUGUCACACCUUUCAUGUCCCUGUGACGCCUGGGUGGUGAAUUAUUUUGAGUUUGCAGUAGAGAUUCUAGAAGCUUCAUUAAGCAUUACAUUAAGGAAGAGAACUCUCAGAUAAUUUGAAGUAAUAUAAUCCCCAUCUGACAGAGCUGGACAUGACAGUAUCUUGCUUGCGUUGCCGUAACUUUGUCUUCCAUGCUCUCCUGCCUUCUUGGGUGCCUGCAAUUAUCUGGCUUGCCUUGUGACACUGCUGCAAUCUGUAUUGCUCAAAUGUCACUUUCAAAAGCUUUUAAAUUACAGGGACACUAGGGCCAAAAUUACCUGUUGGAGGUAUUAUUAAUUUAAAUUUUUCACAACCACAGAAUUUCAUAAUUCCUGAAUAUCUCUUCUUGGGGCUGAAACACGUUACAGAAAAUUGUAUUCCUACAUCAAAAUAUGUCUGUGCAGGGCCAAGAGAGCAGUAUUUUACACGUGAAGCUACGAAUUUCAUUACAAUGUUAGGUUUUUCUUUCACAGCCAUUAUUUUUUAAGUGAUCUAUGCUUUGAGUGAUGGUAAAAUGCACCAUAAUUUAGAGGAAAAAGUAUUGCUGUAUUGCCUCUUGCUGCAAAAACCCCCUCUUAUGUUUUAAGAUGCCAAUAGGCCGAUCUCAUAACCAGAACAAAUGUCAAAGUUUAUUUCUGCCCUGAAGAUUCUUCAGUCAGUUUAACUCUCAUAAGGCAUUUAACUACUAUGCUUAGCAAGAGGUGACAGCAUUCUGAUCACAUUCCUGAUAAAAGCCUUUGCUCUGAUCUCUAUCCAAAAUUCAGGUUGCUUCUAAGCCUCCACCUUUCCUCCUCCAUACUGCAAGGACACAGAGAGCUCAAGGUGCCCUUUGUUAGAACACACCUGAAUUAAUACAAUGAGCCAGUUCCACACCUUGGUUUUUUGUUCCACAAUCCAUAUGGUCCUUGUUCCACGAGGAUAUGCUAGUUGUUGCUCCAAACAUACCAACUCAGCUUUUUUCCCUGUAAUAUUACACCUAAGUCUUAGUCAUGUCUCACCUGAAUCUUGCUGGUGCUGUACACAGCUAGGGGAGGACCAUCAGCCUCUGAACAGUUUAAUAAAAACUACCAUCCUUUUUUUCUGAGUUUAGAAAAUGCUCAUACCCACACCUGUACCCCACUGGAAAAGUCAUCUCAAAACAUGCAGGUGAGGAGGACAUGCAGCUCAAACAGUAUGGGUAAAAUUGUGGAUGCUUGAAUUCAGACUUAGGGCAUAGGAACAAAGUCAGCUCCUUCCUGGGCUGAAGGGAUGCCUGUACAUAACCCCAUUAAACAUUUUCUUUCUAAUCCAGGAACAAAAAAAACCCUUUCUUUCAUGUUCAGCUUAAGAGGUAUCCACAUGCCCUGCUGCUGAAAAUGUUGAGGCUCAGGCAUUUGACCCCCUUCCCACCAGAGAUUCAUCUCUACCCUAUUCACAGAAUGCAUCAGGUUGGAAGGGACCACAGUGAGUCAUCUGGUCCAACCUCCCUGCUCAGGCAGGGUCAUCCCAGAGCACAUGGCACAGGAUUGUAUCCAGGCAGUUCUUGAAUAUCUUUAGGGAGGGAGACUACAACCUCUUUGGGCAAUCUGUUCCAGUGCACAUCCAACUGCACAGCAGAGAAGUUCUUCCUCAUGUUGAGGUGGAACUUCCUGUGCCCCAAUUUCCACCUGUUGCCUCUUUUCACCCUUGCUUAUGUCCUUUUCACAAGGCUGUUCUUAACUUAUAAUUACAUAUUUCUUCUUCCUUUCCCUGCAAAUCAACUCUCUCUUAAUCCCAAACUUCAGAAACAUAUUUAGCACUGUUUUAUAUAUGUCUCAUGGAGUAUUUUGCUCCAAAUCCCUUCAGACAAAUGAACACAGGACCUGGCAAGCAUGAACUACAGCAGUCAAGGAAAGGAUGAUUUUUCAGUCAUCCAGGCAGGUCAAUCCUCCACAGUCAAGAAUAUCAGUAAAAGCAAUCAAAUCCAGCUUUCAGCCAAGAAAGAAAAAAAAAAAAAAAGCACAUGGCCCGUCAACCAAAAUAUGAAAAAGGAGGAGCAUAUGGCAGCAGGAAGAAAAGAAGUGUACACAGAGGUGUACAGAAUCCUCACGAAACUCAAACUAACGGAGAAGAUAGUAUCAGAGCAGCAGCCUCAGUAAGUUUAGCAAAAGCGUUUUCGUAUUUAUCAAAGAUAAAAAUCAAGAUAUAGGAAGGAGGAAGGAGAGCAAGCACAGGAAAAAGAUGAAACCAAUAAUAAUGCAUGGGUUACCAGCACUCAAGAGACUUCCAAGGGCAGUGUCCUCCCUUCUGGCACCAUGACAACACAGAGCGGAGACGGGAGGAAUCUCUAGAGCAGCUGUGCUCAGGUUUGGUGGGUAGAUGGAAGGAAGAUGAGCAAAGCAGUACACACAGGAGGGAAAGGCAAUGCAGGAGGAUUCCCAAGCAGACAGUGGCAGAACUCAAGGGUUUUUCAAAUGGCUGAAGGCUCAGAGAUCAAAUGUGCUUUCAUGAUGUAUUCAGGGGCUUUGUUUGCAACUUAGUAACCGGCCCACCUGUUGUUGUUAUUUUUAAUAAAUAGUAUUGAUUCAUAUCUGUUUUAUAUUAAUAGCAACAGUAAUCACUUAUUAACAACAGUAAUCACUAAUUUUCUAAAAAAUGAGACAUAGCUUCACACAUUUUUAAACAGGCAGUAGAUAGCCAGUUUCCUUGCCAUGUGUCAGCAAUUGUGAAAGAAUUGUGACUGGUACCUCCUGGCUUCUUGAGUGCUGUUAGAAGUACAAACAGAGAUUGCUAUUAAAGCUUAUUCAUAAACUUUCUCAUCUCCCAUCCCUUGUCAGAUACUUAGGAGGUGUGCAGUAGGAACAGAUUUGCUUGCCAUACUGCUGAAGUCUGCACUUGAAGUAAUCUGUUCUACUCCAGCCAGAACACUUGUGCAGAAAACAUGCAUGGCAGUGUUGGCUUCAAAAUACAUUUUAAAAUUUAACAUCUGAAAAUUGCUGUCAAAUCAGUUCACUUGUGCAAGGUUUGAAUCUAUAUGACAAGUAGACUUAAAAUUUUUUAAAGCUUUUCUCUGUGACUAAAGCCAUUAAAAUUAAUUCUUACUGUUUUGUUUUUUCAAUUACUUAUACUCUAAGCAAAACUUGUGCCAGAACCUACUAGAACUUAUUUACAAAUUCUAUUUUUAUAGGCAGGAAAGAUCUAGUCACAUGCCCCCUCUUCCCCUUCCCAUUCUCUUACAAGUGACACUUCCUGUGCUGUCCCCUGGAUGAACAGGAAACAAGUCUCAUGUGCAAAAUGUGCUGAUGUCACACAUCUGUCAUAAGGUAAGAAAUCAUACAAAGCCUAUGAAUCAAGGAUAAUAGCACCCACACAACAGAACCUGGACAAUGCAUUCACUGAAGCACUGGGCUGCACAUAGGAAGCACACAGACUCCCCUCCUCCCAUCCACCUCUUUCCAGCAGACACUGAACUUCUUCAUUAAAGCACUGUUGCCUCCUACUGCACAUUUACCAUUCACACUCCACCAGGGGAAAUAAGAGUGAACACAUACAGUAAGUGUGCAAAAACUGGAGUUUGAAAAGUGCUUGUAACUGAACUGAGAAUUUUUACCCUAGCUUUAUUAGCAGGAUGACAUGAAUUUUUUCUCAAUUACACUAACUAUACAACCAUUGUAAGGUGUGAAGAUUCCUAUCUGUAAGAAGUAUAAGAAUUUCUGCUAGAAAUACAAAUUUACCAAUACAAGUAAGUGAUUAAAAUGCUCCCUUACAUUCAUGUAAGCAUUUGUGGGAAAGGUGCACCACUCCUGUGUAGUGGUGCCACUGCUGGUAGUCAUUGCAGUAUCUCAUGUAAAUGGGAGCACAGGAAGCUGCAAGUGACAAAGUAACAAGAAAUGCACUUUCAGUGUUCAGCUGCAUAACCCACCAGGAGCACAUUUUGAGCUGCAGGUCAUCCAUAGUAAGUUAUUUUCUUCUACACAGGUCAGUAUGAUCUCCCAUGUAAAACUUUCAAGUAUUUACAGAUACUUUGAUAAAAGAGCAAAAGCAGACUUUUUUAUCAGGCAGGAAGCAAAGGGUUCUUUAAAACUGUUUAAUUACAUGUUUCAGGUAAGCACAGACAAUACAGGUAGAUUUCCCACCACUCAAUAUUUACAUUCUUUUCCCUAGGCUUGAGCUGUUCAUUAAGAGUGUUUUUCAAUCAAUAUCCUUGUCAAUCACUUUUGCUGCAAAGAAGGGUGCUGGAAAAGAACUAUUGCAGGAAACAUUCCAUCAAGGCAUGAUUUUCUGUGGGGCUUUUCUCCAUUAAGAACUACAUACUAGUAGUUCAAGAUAUUUUGGGAAAAUCCUGGCUUCCAAGAUGACCUGAAGAAUGCAUUGAAACCAAGCAGUGUGUUGAAGUCCUAUAAAUAGUUAAAUCAAUACCAAUACUUAUGUUGUAGAGCUGAAAUUCUUUCUUCACUGGCACUGCCAUUGCUGCGUGGUUUCUGUUAUGACAGUUUUACACCAAUUUUGUUUUGUUCCUUUUUCAUUAGCCUUUGUGCCUCUUUCUCCAUUUUCUUUCGCUGUUGUUCUGCUGCUCUUUUUUCCCUUUCUGCUAUCUUCUGUUGUCU